AUGUCAUGAUAAAUUUAAGUCAAAGACGAUGACAGAAGCUAAUUUGGAAAAGAAAGAAAAAUAGUUCACACCUAGGAUACUGGGAUUUAUGUAAAUGAAGAUCUAAAUAAAUUUAGAAUUUUCUUGUACGGUCAGUUUGAUAUGCGUUCCUGUAUCUUGAUAAUUACAGCCAAAUGGGAAGUGAAUUAAAACUUGAAAAAACAAAAUCCAGUGUUCUACAUAGAACCUGGAUUGGACAUGUAAUUUUAUAUUUGUGGAAUUGGACCGGCCGUUGGUUCAGCUGGACUCGACAAUCGGACUCCAUGUUGCGGAAUGUCGAACAACUAAUAUUAUCAUGUGUGAAGACGGCGUACAAGCGAUUCUAUGUGGACAUAGGUUCCGUGGUGGGACAAUGUGACAAAAUUUGGACGAUAUCCUUAAAUGAAGACUCCCCAAAGACACCGCUCGUUAUGUUACACGGAAUGGCCUCCGGGCUAGCGUUGUGGUGUCCCAACCUUGACGCGCUCGCAGCCACACGACCCGUCUACGCCAUGGACUUAUUAGGUUUCGGUAGGAGUUCCCGCCCGAAGUUCUCGUCUGAUGCUGAGAAGGUCGAGGCUCAGUGGGUGGAGUCGGUUGAGGAGUGGCGGCGGGAGGUGAAACUCGAACAGUUCAUACUGCUGGGACACAGUCUUGGAGGGUACAUCGCUACGGCGUACGCUCUCAAGUAUCCCGAAAGAGUCCGUCACCUAAUCCUGGCCGAUCCCUGGGGCUUCGCAGAACGCCCGGACAAUAUCAACGAGAAGUUCCAUAUUCCUUUCUACAUCCGGGUUGUGGCCACUAUCUUCCAGCCUCUGAACCCUCUGUGGCCGGUGCGAGCCGCCGGUCCGGCCGGGAAAUGGCUCGUCAGCAAAACCAGACCCGACAUCGCAAGGAAGUACACCAACUACGUGAAGGACGCCGACACUGUUAUACCGGAAUAUAUAUACCAGUGUAACUCACAGACACCUAGCGGCGAGAGCGCAUUUCACGCGCUAAUGAACGGUUUCGGGUGGGCGAAGCACCCUAUGUCUCGUCGGGCGGGGCAGUUGUCUCCGUCCCUGGGAGUGACCGUGCUGUACGGGGCGCGCUCCUGGGUUCAGACCGGGGCGGGACAGAUAGCUGAAAAUAGACCCGGGGCUGAAACACACGUACAGGUAAUAAAUGGAGCUGGUCAUCACAUAUAUUUGGACAAAACGGAGUUGUUCAAUAAGUACGUACUGGAGGCGUGCGAAAGAGGCGACAGUCCGCGCCGACUCGUGGACCAGCCUCGAGAACAGUCCGCCAACAGUGCCACAAGCGAGUCGACUGGUGGAGCGACUAGUCGACCAACUAGUGGAGCGGCCGGCGACCAAACUCCGUCUCCACAAACCUAGUUACUGUUCAACACAAACUAGUUAGUUUAUUUAAAGAGCCAACGUGCCUAAUGUUAAGGUUUACAAAUGUCAGGAUAUCUAUUAUUUUUGUUAUUUUUGAGCAUUAUGUUGCAUAGUCUAUAAAUCUUAUAUGUUCACGUUAUGUACGGGGGCGCAGAAGUGUAUAUUUUCUCAUUUCUGUAAACAAAUAUAUAUAUAUAUGUUUUUACUUAAAUAUGUUCCAAAGUAAUCUUAAUUGCACAAAACACUUAACUGAGUAUUAGCAGACGUUCUGCCACAUGUAACUGGUGUAUGAGUGAGCUUAAGACUUUUUAUAUGCAACCUUUUAUUAUGUAAAUAAAAAUUAUUUAUUGCGAA
This is a messenger RNA of Danaus plexippus (monarch butterfly), 1751 nucleotides long. RefSeq names its product 1-acylglycerol-3-phosphate O-acyltransferase ABHD5 (gene puml). Gene Ontology annotation, cellular component: lipid droplet. Lineage: Eukaryota; Metazoa; Arthropoda; Insecta; Lepidoptera; Nymphalidae. The record is from RefSeq and is a predicted model, not a curated record.